GGGUUGAGGAUGUGAAUGUCGGCUGCCUCCCCCACCCCAGGCCCUGUGGUUGCAAAGAUGCUCUAACAGGAAGCGGGUUUGAGGAGCCACACGGCUUCCUGCUCCCCCAGGGCUGAGCAGGGCCGGAGGGGCGAGUGCCAGCCUGGGCCACGAGACACAGCUUCUUGCCAGGGUCCUGGUGGCUUCCUCUUCCACGGCCGCUUCCGUGUGGCCGGGGCCCCCAGAAGCGCGAGCUGCGGCCUGUGGCCCAGGCCACCCUCCACCCCGCCCUGGUUCGGAGCCCUGCCCCCUGGGGCCGGGCCAAGCCCAAAGACAGGCUUGGGAUCCUAUGGGGGACCGGUAGGGCAAAGGUCUUGGGGGGCAGAGAGGUGGCUGGGCCAGGACCUGGGGGCUCCAGCCAUGAAGUCUCGGCAGAAAGGGAAGAAGAAGGGCAGCUCCAAGGAGAGGGUGUUUGGGUGCGACUUACAGGAGCAGCUGCAGCGUUCCGGCCAGGAGGUGCCACAGGUGCUGAGGAGCUGUGCAGAGUUCGUGGAGGAAUACGGGGUAGUAGAUGGGAUCUACCGCCUCUCGGGGGUCUCCUCCAACAUCCAGAAGCUCCGGCAGGAGUUUGAGGCAGAGCGGAAGCCGGACCUGCGGAGAGAUGUUUACCUGCAGGACAUCCAUUGUGUCUCUUCCCUGUUAAAGGCCUACUUCAGGGAACUUCCAGACCCUCUGCUCACUUACCGGCUCUAUGACAAGUUUGCUGAGGCCGUGGCAGUGCAGCUGGAGCCGGAGCGUCUGAUCAAGAUCUUCGAGGUGCUUAGAGAACUCCCUCUCCCAAACUAUAGGACCCUGGAGUUCCUCACGCGGCACUUGGUACACAUGGCCUCGUUCAGUGCUCAGACCAACAUGCACGCCCGCAACCUGGCCAUCGUGUGGGCCCCCAACCUGCUGAGGUCUAAGGACAUAGAGGCCUCGGGCUUCAAUGGGACAGCAGCCUUCAUGGAGGUGCGGGUGCAGUCCAUCGUGGUCGAGUUUAUCCUCACGCAUGUGGACCAGCUCUUUGGGGGCGCUGCCCUUUCCGGUGGUGAAAUGGAGAGUGGAUGGCGAUCACUUCCAGGGGCCCGGGCAUCAGGCAGCCCCGAGGACCUUAUGCCCAGGUCCCUGCCCUACAAUCUGCCUAGCAACCUGCAGGCUGGUGAUGGACCCCCGCAGAUACGGCCCUACCACACUAUCAUUGAAAUUGCGGAGCACAAGAGGAAAGGGUCUCUGAAGGUCAGGAAGUGGAAAUCUAUCUUCAAUUUGGGUCGCUCUGGCCAUGAGACCAAGCGUAAACUUCCGCGGGGCGCUGAGGACAGAGAGGACAAAUCCGAUAAGGGGACUUUGCGGCCAGCCAAGAGCAUGGACUCACUGAGUGCUGCGGCUGGGGUCAGUGAUGAGCCGGAGGGGCUGGCGGGACCCAGCCAUCCCCAGCCGAGCGCGUUGCUGCAGGACAGCUUGGAGAAUGACUACGGGGAGGCGGCGGAGGGUGACCGGGAGCGGGAGCCGGAGGCGCUGGGUGGCACCAACUCUGAGCCUGGCACGCCGCGGGCCGGCCGGUCGGGGAUCCGCGCUGGGAGCAGCAGCCGAGCAGAGCGCUGUGCUGGAGUCCACAUCUCGGACCCCUACAACGUCAACCUCCCACUGCACAUCACCUCCAUCCUCAACGUGCCCCCAAACAUCAUCUCCAACGUCUCCUUGGCCAGGCUCACCCGAGGCCUUGAGUGCCCCGCCCUACAGCCCCGGCCAAGCCCUGCCUCCGGCCCGGGGCCUGGCCCCGGCCCCGGCCCCCCAGAUGAGAAGUUGGAGGCAAGUUCGGCCGCAGGUCCCCCGGCUGACUGUGGCCCGGCGGACGUGGCCCCUGCCCUGGAGGACUGCCUGUCCCAGGAGGUGCAGGAUUCCUUCUCCUUCCUAGAGGACUCAAGCAGCUCAGAGCCCGAGUGGGUGGGGGUGGAAGAUGGGGAGGUGGCCAAGGCAGGAACUGCAGGAGCAGCCUUCUCCCCUGGGGAGGACGACCCUGGGAUGGGCUACCUAGAGGAGCUCCUGAGAGUCGGGCCUCAGGUGGAGGAGUUCUCUGUGGAGCCGCCCCUGGAUGACCUGUCUCUGGAUGAGGCACAGUUUGUCCUGGCUCCCAGCUGCUGUUCCCCGGACUCUGCGGGCCCCGGGCCUGAAGGAGAAGAGGAGAGUGGGGAGGAAGUCUUCCUGAGUGCCUACGAUGACCUAAGUCCCCUUCUGGGGCCCAAACACCCAAACUGGGAGGGUCCAGGGAGCCUGGAAGAAGAGGCAGCAGGAUGCAGGGGACAGGGGGCUCCAGGGCAGGCUGAGGGAGAGCAGGCAUGCCGGGAAGGUGGGGAGGACAGGGAGGCUGAGCCUGAAGGCAGAUGGGACGUCCCAGAGGAGGCUGAGGGGAGUCCGGAGAGCGAGGUGGAGGAUGGAGAAGCAGGUGAGGGAGGAGGGAAGGCUGGGGAAAGCCAGGAGAUGAUGGUCAGUGUGAAGGAAGGGGGUGGGGAAGAGCCAGAGGCCAAGGGAGAGGAGUCCCGUGGUCAGCAGGAGGAGGGCAGUAUGGAGGAAGCUAAGUGUGCGGUGGGAACAGGAGGAGAGCAGGGUAAAGACGAGGAGAAAGAAAGGAAGGAGAGAGGGGAAGAGGCUGAGGAAGGAGAGGAAGCCCAGGUACAAGCCAGAAGGGACCCGGAGUGCGGGGCCCAGGAAACCCAAGUUGCCGAGGGGAGCUGGGAAGCUGUACACAAACAAGAGGCUGACGGAGGCAGAGAGGACGAGGCCAAAGGACAGAAGGGGCCUGAGAACCAAGGGGCAAGAGAAGCCCAAGGAGGUGGUGAAGACGGCAGAAGCCCUGAAGCAGCAGCUGAAGGAGGAGCAGGGAAGGUCAGCAAGGAACAGGAGAGUGGGGACGGGGAGCGUGAGGGAGACCAGAGUGCUGGAGGUGACCGUGUAGAGAAGGACGCCCUCCCUGAAGGGUCACACGCAGAGCCCCUGGAGGUUGGCAGUGCCGAAGAGGGCAACCCCCAGUCCUCUGAGGCAGAACAGGCGGUCCCGCAGCCACCCCGGCCACAGGAGAUGGAGCCCGAGGGGCCGCUCGGUCCAGAGGGCUGCAACCCGUGUCCCUGUCCUCUUGGCUCAGCUGGUGGUGUGGGCAUGCGCCUGGCUUCCAGCCUGGUUCAGGUCCAACAGGUCCGCUCUGUGCCUGUGGUGCCCCCCAAACCACAAUUUGCCAAGAUGCCUAGUGCGAUGUGUAGCAAGAUCCACGUGGCACCUGCAAACCCAUGCCCGAGGCCUGGCCGGCUUGAUGGGACUCCUGGGGAAAGGGCUUGGGGGUCCCGAGCCUCCCGUUCCUCUUGGAGGAAUGGGGGCAGUCUUUCUUUUGAUGCUGCUGUGGCCCUGGCCCGGGACCGCCAGAGGACUGAGGCUCAGGGAGUUCGGCGGACCCAGACCUGUACGGGGGGUGGGGACUACAGCCUCAUCCCCAGAACCUCCCCGUGUAGUGUGAUCCCUGCCUAUUCUCGGCCACUUAGCUGCCUGGAGCUCCCACCCGAAGACACAGAAGGGUCUGGACACCGGAGUCGGCUUAGUCUGCCCCCCAGGGAACCCCAGCCCCCCGACCCUCUUCUGUCCCCCCAGCGCCGAUCAUAUGCGUUCGAAACACAGGCCAACCCUGGGAGAGGUGAGGGACUGUGAGUAGGACCACAGUGCUGGGCAAAGGGGACAGUAAGUUGUCUUGAAUCUCCAGAUUCCCAGACCGGCUGUUUCUCCCGCAGCCUGAGCAGCUGGAGUGUCCAACACCAUAGGCUUUGACCCUCCAGCUUCUCUUUUCCACUAUGGGAAGCAUUGCCUCCGUUGGUUUUACUUGAGCUUGUCUCGGACACAAAGCACUUAUCCCUUAGGAUAUUCCCAAGAAAGUCACCGAGAUCCUGUUACCAAGGAGCGGGGUCAUUGGUCAAGGGGAACAAAGAGUAGGCAGAAAACUUAAGAGGCUUCUCAAAGUGAAGAAUGAAGAGGGAACUCCAGCGAAGUUCCUGCCUCCUCUGGGGCUGUGUACUUCCCAUCAUGGAAGCCCAGGGUGGAGGAGGGGAGGGUGGGGCCAGGUCAGAGGCUAUCACACAUCAACACUUCUGAGUUGCCCAUCCUUAUUCUGCUCUUGGACCCUUGGGUACCUCCUGACUCUCCUAGCUCCAGAUUAGGAGAACCAUGUCAAGGAAGCUCUCUGAAGUCCUCAAAGUGUGUUGGAGGGACUGGCUCCCUCUCCAGCAUCCCCACCCUCUGCCUCCAGUCACCUUUAGGAAGAGAGAUCUUCUGCAGAUCUCCCUGGCUUCUCCUUUUUCCUUUGGAAUAACUUCCUCCUAUUUCAAGGAAGGGGAAUAGCGUAACUCAGGCCCUGGGACUGCUUCUCCAGACAGGCUGGGGCCAUAUGUUCCAUCCUAGUAAGAAGCAAUCUCAGAAUAAAAGUUGUACUUUUAUACCUA
Molecule: messenger RNA, 4496 nt
Organism: Acinonyx jubatus (cheetah)
Lineage: Eukaryota; Metazoa; Chordata; Mammalia; Carnivora; Felidae
Gene: ARHGAP30
Product: Rho GTPase activating protein 30
Exons: 12
Coding region: 400-3711 (1103 amino acids)
Biological process (GO): small GTPase-mediated signal transduction
Molecular function (GO): GTPase activator activity
Source: RefSeq, a predicted model, not a curated record